AUGCCUUCUUAUACGUCGACGUGCAAUAGCUGGCCCUUCGAAGAUCAGCAUCACAUAAUAGCGAACGUCUCCAUUGCAGGCGACCCACAUGACAUCCAUAUCACUCUUCUACAACUUCAGUUUGAGGUUUCCCUUAUGAGGGAAGAUGUCAAUAUGGACCAGAGUCAGCUCAGGGAAAGUCUUCACCGAGAGAUGGAUUCCAUGAAUUGUGAGGUCGAUGAUAUAAGGGCAGGGCUGUUGGAGUUGUCCCAUUUGACCGACGGCCCGAGGAACCAUUUUUAUUCACUAUAG
Lactuca virosa is the source of this 291-nucleotide messenger RNA. The record is from the annotation of a GenBank genome assembly. NCBI's taxonomy places the organism in Eukaryota, Viridiplantae, Streptophyta, Magnoliopsida, Asterales, Asteraceae.